Molecule: messenger RNA, 1017 nt
Organism: Aspergillus melleus
Lineage: Eukaryota; Fungi; Ascomycota; Eurotiomycetes; Eurotiales; Aspergillaceae
Exons: 3
Coding region: 1-1017 (338 amino acids)
Biological process (GO): transmembrane transport
Molecular function (GO): transmembrane transporter activity
Source: RefSeq, a predicted model, not a curated record
AUGAGCGAACGCGGCCUGUAUAUGGAAGUUGCCGCACUGGCCUGGUCGUUAGGAACCAAAAUAGGCAUUCCCCUGGGCGGCGUCAUCGGCUCGCGGACUACUUGGCGAUGGACCUUCUAUAUUAACAUUCCUACGUGUGUGUUGUGCAUUGCCGGGUUGGUGUACUCGUUGCAACUGCAUCAAGAUACUUCUUCGUUUAUGAACAAGUUAGGCAUGCUGGACCGGACCGGGUUGGGGGUUUACCUGCGCGUCUACUCUGUUCCUGUCUUUGCGGUUUUCAUAUUCAUUCAAUGGCGAGUGUCAUCUAACCCCAUGAUGCCCCCGAGGAUAUUCCACGACCGGUCGGCCAUUGUCGGCUUCGUUACGAGCUUUCUGCAUGGAUUGUUCCUCGGAGCACUGCAGCAUGGUGUCCCGCAUGCCUCCCUCGAGACCAUGACUUGUAUCGCGUAUUCGGCACCCGCAGGGCUCGUGGCCAGUAUGCUGGUGAAACGAACACAGCGAUUCAAGUACAUCAUCGUGGUGGGUUGGGCUCUACUGGCGGCAGGAAUGGGAAGCAAUGUAAGAUUCUUGUUCCAUCAGAAGAACUUGGCAAAUCUUUUGCAAUCUAACGUCGACGGCUGUGGGGAGGAUCAGAUCACCAUGCACCCCGACAGCAGUAAGGCCGUUCUCUACGGUCUUUGUGUUCUCAUCUCUAUUGGCGGUGGGCUCCUAUUUCCGACACCGUUGUUUGCUGUUCAAGCCCGGCAAAACGGCGGCGACAUUGGGAUCGCGACCAGCGUGCAACUUUUUAUGCGUAGCCUUGGAACUGCCUUCGGGGUCGGACUGGGCGGGGUCAUCUCCCAGAACCAGUGGACGAAGGAGAUAAACCGUGCAGUUAUCGCGGGGAGAAUUCCUCCGGAACUGAGGCCGGAAAGCCAUGUUGCCGAAAUCGCAUGUCAGAUGAUCCGGGAGUUUCCUUCGCCUGUUCAGCAUGAAUACCGGUGGGUGUACGCACGGAGUCUGACCACGAUGUGGUAG